AUGUUGGCUGAAGCCCAAAAUCUUGGUAAAAAACUCAAUUAUCGUCUCGUUUUACCGCCAUGGCAUCGAUUGUAUCACUGGAAGUCUGAGACUUCUGCAAGCACACCACUUCCAUGGAGCAUGUUUUUUGAUAUUGAUUCUCUGAAAUCUUAUGCUCCGGUUAUGGAGCUUCACGAAGUAUUUUCCAAAACGACGGACGAGUUGCUAGAAAUCGAUCGUCUUUACGUUUUGCAUAACUUCAAGGAUGCUUUCGAAAAUGGUGUGUUCAAUGAAAAAUGGGAGGUUAUAGAAGAUUGUAAUUAUGUUGAUCGGUUUUGGGGUUACAGAAAUGUCACUGCGAAAGCGAUAGUUUGUGUAAAUUUUCAAGGGAAAAUAUCAAAGCUAUGGGAGUUGGUAGCUCUACAUCCAUUGGAUAGAAGUGUCAUGUUUUCACAUGGUGAAAUACCACUACAUGACUCUUACGGCACAAAGUCGUACUGGGACUGCAGAAAAAGUAUGAAGUUUAGUAAGGAUUUAGUUAGUACUGCUAGAAAUUUUACAUCAAAAUUCUUAAGCUGUAAGACAGAGAUGUGUACAACUUACAUAAGUAUACACUGGAGAAGGCAAGAUUUUGCCAGUAGCAGAAGAAGGGAUAUCCCAUCACUACAAGGCACAAUCAAACAAAUACAUAAAGCUAUAGAAGACUAUGUCCCAAAUGUAAAAAAAGUAUUUAUUGCAUCUGAUGCAUCCACUAAUGAAAUUAAGGAGUUGGAAAAGGGACUCCAAGGUUUAGGAUAUAAAGUAUAUUUUUAUUUACCUAGUAAAUCAGACUUGGUUCGCUAUAAAGAUGGUGGCGUAGCAAUUAUUGAUCAAAUAAUAUGCUCACAUGCGGCUUACUUUAUAGGCACACAUGAGAGCACUUUCACUUUCAGGAUACAAGAAGAACGGGAAAUACUCGGCUUCAACAGCAGCACAACAUUUAACAGGCUGUGUCCUGAUACUGGAAAAUGUGAGAAACCUUCAAAAUGGACAAUAGUCAACUGA
Parnassius apollo (apollo) is the source of this 1023-nucleotide messenger RNA. The record is from the annotation of a GenBank genome assembly. Lineage: Eukaryota; Metazoa; Arthropoda; Insecta; Lepidoptera; Papilionidae.